CACCGAGUCAAUGACCCUGCUUAUUGUCCUCAAACUUCAAACUCCUGCAGAAGCCGCUCUCAUCAGAUUCCAGAUCCACCUUCGACCACAAGUCUAAUCAUUAUUUCUCUAACCAAACGAAAGAAAGAUCAGAAAGACAAGCUAUAAUAAUAACCAUGGUUAGCAGCCGCAAGAAUAGCCGCGCGACAGAGAUUGAUUCUGGAGCUGCAAGCAAUUGGAAGAAGUAUGCCCACUACGACUUGGAGAUUGAUCCGGAGCAAGAUGACAAAGCCACGGAGAUUCGACUGUGCAGCUUUAGUCGACCGCACAUGAGGGCAUUUCAUUGCAGUUGGUGGGGAUUCUUUAUUGCCUUUUUUAUCUGGUUUGCAAUCGUCCCAUUGCUCAGUGAGAUUCGGGAAGACUUGGACAUUACCAAGCGGGAGAUUUGGAAUUCCACCAUUGCCAACUUUGCUGCGGUGAUCUUUGUUCGAUUGAUUCUGGGACCACUAUGCGACAAGUUUGGGAGCCGGGUCCUGUUUGCGGUGGUGCUGUGUAUUGCGGCCAUCCCUGCAGCAUGCACUGGAGUCAUCCAGAAUGCACGAGACUUGAUCAUCUUGAGAGUCUUUAUCGGGAUUGCCGGAGGUAGCUUCAUCAUGUGCCAGUACUGGUCGACCUCCAUGUUCACCAAGGAGGUUGUGGGGACAGCCAACGCACUGACGGCUGGUUGGGGAAACCUGGGCGCAGGAGUCACACAACUCAUUGUGGGAUCGUUCCUCUUCCCUCUCUUCAAGGCCAUCUUUAGUGGCACCGACAAUCCAAGUGAAUAUGCCUGGAGAUAUGUCUCGCUUGUACCCGCCAUUGUCGCAUUUAUCACUGGGGUUGUCAUUUACUUCAUCAGCGAUGAUUAUCCCAAGGGAAACACACAUGAAUUGUUAAAGAACGGAGCCAAACAUGAAGUACAAAUUACGACUGCGUUUGCUGCUGCCUGUUCCAAUCCAGCCACUUGGUUGCUCUUUAUCCAAUACGCCUGCUGCUUUGGAGUCGAAUUGGCAAUGAACUCGGCUUCGGCACUCUACUUUAAGGAUGAAUUCGGGGUAUCCACCGAAUCGGCCGCAGCCAUUGCAUCCAUUUUCGGAUGGAUGAAUCUGUUUGCCCGCGGAGUCGGGGGAUUUAUCAGCGACCAUGCCAAUGCACGUUAUGGAAUGCGGGGACGACUGUACACGCAGGCCAUUAUGUUGGCCAUGGAAGGAGCUCUCGUUCUCAUAUUUGCCAGUUCCACAAGUCUGGCAGGAGGAAUCAUCACCUUGGUCUGCUUUUCGCUCUUUGUGCAAGCAGCCGAAGGAUCCACGUACGGAAUUGUACCGUAUGUGGAAAAACGCUAUGAUGGGGCUGUAUGUGGGAUUGUGGGAGCUGGAGGAAACGUUGGUGCCGUCAUCUUCAGUGUCAUGUUUCGGGAAUUUGACUAUCACAAAGCCUUUACCUGGAUGGGUAUCUCGGUCAUGUGCUCCUCGGUUGUGACGGCUCUUAUCUGGAUACGAGGCGAGACCACCAUGUUUUGCGGCCACGAGAGUGCCGUGCACAGCAUUGUGGAUGAUGAGGACUUGGAAAACGAGGUGGAAGCUUUAAGAAAAGUGGAUUCCUCGGAAAUGGACGAUCACUAGUGCUAGCUAGCAAGAGCAGUGGCGCUUUUGUCAUUCCCAAAACCACGCAAAAAAUAAAAGGCGCUCCUCCUUAAAGCGCCGGGGACCCAGCAAAUCCAUCCCGAGCUGUUUGCACUCCUUCCAAUUGUUGCAUUCUUCAUUUAAAAGUAGACAAUUACACAUUGAUAAACAUAACGAAUUCUAUCUAUACU
This is a messenger RNA of Seminavis robusta, 1831 nucleotides long. The record is from the annotation of a GenBank genome assembly. NCBI's taxonomy places the organism in Eukaryota, Bacillariophyta, Bacillariophyceae, Naviculales, Naviculaceae.